CGCCAUUGAUGUAUAUAUAAGAAGCUCACAGAGCUGUUCUUCGUCGUCUUUGAAUCUUGAAUUUUGCCUUGCGCGGCAUAACCCUAUCAAUGGAUUCUAUGGCUGCGCUGACUCUACCGUCUUAUUCUUUUUCGUCGUUGUCGUCUUUGUUCUCCGUUGCUUCUUUCGACCAUGGAGCUUUUGUUUCGAAUGAUUCUCGCAUUCGAAUGUGUUCCACUGGCGGAGUUAGAUGUGAUCUAUCCGAGUCUUUGAAGCAUGUGAACGGGAAGCCUACAAUUCCAAUUGUUACUGAACGGACGCUGCCCAAGUUCAUGGAGUCAGCUCGCAUGGAGAAAAUAGUUAAUAGGAGUAGUACGCGCUUGAAAUUGUUUUCUGGGUCUGCGAAUCGUUUACUCUCACAGGAAAUUGCCUGUUACAUGGGGCUGGAGCUUGGAAAGAUUAACAUUAAGCGUUUUGCGGAUGGCGAAAUAUAUGUUCAAUUGCAAGAGAGUGUUAGAGGAUGUGAUGUAUUCCUAGUACAGCCCACCUGUCCCCCAGCCAAUGAGAAUCUUAUGGAGCUUUUAAUUAUGAUAGAUGCUUGUAGGAGAGCCUCAGCCAAGAAUAUUACGGCUGUGAUUCCGUAUUUUGGAUAUGCUAGAGCUGAUAGAAAGACUCAAGGGCGUGAAUCCAUUGCUGCGAAGCUUGUUGCCAACAUCAUUACUGAAGCGGGUGCAAACCGUGUUCUUGCUUGUGAUCUUCAUUCUGGACAAUCCAUGGGCUACUUUGAUAUUUCUGUGGAUCAUGUAAAUUGCCAUCCCGUGAUUCUUGACUAUCUUGCUAGCAAGAGGAUUUGUUCUGGUGAUUUGGUUGUGGUUUCUCCUGAUGUUGGAGGAGUUGCCAGAGCACGCGCUUUUGCUAAAAAGCUGUCCGAUGCACCUUUAGCUAUUGUCGAUAAGAGGCGUCAUGGACACAAUGUUGCCGAGGUAAUGAACCUGAUUGGUGAUGUAAAAGGGAAGGUUGCAGUUAUGGUUGAUGACAUGAUUGACACAGCUGGAACUAUUACAAAAGGGGCUGAACUGCUACAUCAAGAGGGAGCCAGAGAAGUUUAUGCUUGUUGCAGUCAUGCUGUUUUCAGCCCCCCUGCCAUUGAGAGGCUCUCCAGUGGCAUCUUCCAAGAAGUGAUCGUUACGAACACAAUUCCAGCUCCCAAAACUCACUUCCCUCAGUUGACAGUCCUCUCGAUCGCAAACUUGAUGGGCGAAACCAUUUGGCGUGUUCACGAUGAUUGUUCGGUGAGUAGCAUUUUUCUAUGAAUAUCCUAUGGAAUUACAGAACUUCAGUUGCCGCUUCUCCCUUAUUUAUGGAGGUUCUGUGGCCACCUUAUUUCAUAAUUGGCAUACAGUUCCCUUAUUUAUAAGUUUGGGCUAAGCCCCCAACUGAGUGAUCAUGUUUAGCAGAAAAGAGAGAAAAAAAACAAGAAAAUAGGCUGCCAAUCUUAUGGCAGAUUACAUAUAUAAUAGAUUAGGGUGUGUAGCUAACAUCAAGGUUCCUGUUAUUCAGUUUCCUUGGAAUGUAUAAAUAUCUGUUUCUCAUUUUCAAUCUCUUAAAUAAGAAGUCUAUACAAUUUUGAGUCA
This is a messenger RNA of Cucurbita maxima (winter squash), 1613 nucleotides long. RefSeq names its product ribose-phosphate pyrophosphokinase 1. Gene Ontology annotation, cellular component: cytoplasm; ribose phosphate diphosphokinase complex. The coding region runs from base 90 to 1292 and encodes 400 amino acids. Gene Ontology annotation, molecular function: magnesium ion binding; ribose phosphate diphosphokinase activity. Gene Ontology annotation, biological process: 5-phosphoribose 1-diphosphate biosynthetic process; purine nucleotide biosynthetic process. NCBI's taxonomy places the organism in Eukaryota, Viridiplantae, Streptophyta, Magnoliopsida, Cucurbitales, Cucurbitaceae. The transcript has 8 exons. The record is from RefSeq and is a predicted model, not a curated record.